Messenger RNA from Mytilus trossulus (common blue mussel), 1307 nucleotides. RefSeq names its product immediate early response 3-interacting protein 1-like. The transcript has 3 exons. Gene Ontology annotation, biological process: endoplasmic reticulum to Golgi vesicle-mediated transport. The record is from RefSeq and is a predicted model, not a curated record. NCBI's taxonomy places the organism in Eukaryota, Metazoa, Mollusca, Bivalvia, Mytilida, Mytilidae. Gene Ontology annotation, cellular component: COPII-coated ER to Golgi transport vesicle; Golgi membrane; endoplasmic reticulum membrane. The coding region runs from base 88 to 330 and encodes 80 amino acids.
GUUUGAGAAAAGGAAAAUGGAUAGAUUUCAUUAGUGAUGUAAUUUGACAUUGAAUAAAAAAAAUUGCCAACAACACACAGCUUUGAAAUGGCAUUUGGUCUAUACUCAUUAAUCGAAGCCGUUAUAUUGUGUUUGAAUGCAGUGUGCAUUCUACACGAAGAACGUUUUCUUGCUAAAAUUGGUUGGGGUACAGAUCAGAGAGGCUUUGGUGAAGAUCCUGGAAUGAAAACACAGAUAUUAAAUUUGAUUAGAUCUAUAAGAACAGUUAUGAGAAUACCUCUCAUUGGAAUCAACGUAGUAGUGAUAGGACUGAAGUUAUUAUUAGGAUAGCACUAGUUUACAUAUGAUACAGAAUGUAUGAAAAAAAAUGUUAUAGAAGAUGAUUGUGAAUUUGUAUGGAAGGACAACUUGACCAAGAUUUUAAUGAUGUGAUGAGAGUGCAAUAUUACUUUUUAAUUGUUAAUACAAUAUUUACUUUUUUUGUAAAUUAAGAACUAUGGUGUAUGUUAAAAAAUAUAUUGUAUGAAAAUUGCAGUAGGCCAAGAUGGAAUUUUGAAAAGGAGUGUAUGCCAUGGUAUCAUAAAAAAUGUCAACAAUUAUGAUUUGAUUAAAAAGUGCCAAAUUUUUAAAACUUAAUUUCUCUUUGAUUGUUUUACCUUGUAUUACAGUGCUAAAAAUAAUCCCUUCUAUACAGGUAUUUUGUAGAACUCAUAUUCACUACAAUCAUACAUGUUGUAUAACUAAAGCACCUGAGAAUAGUCUUAUGCAGGUUUGGCUGAUAGAGAAUAGCAUAGAUCAGUUUAUGCAAGACAGUUGAACUUAUUAUGUUUAUAUUAUGUAAUUUAAAGUUUGGCCCAAAAGACAAGGUUGAUUAUAAAGUAUUCAACAUUUAAUUGUCCACUUCAUGUAUUUACAAUUGUAAUAUUCUAAAUAGAUUAAGGUAUUAAAAAAAAAGAAAAAGAUAAGGAUAUGACAACAUACAUUUGUAUGGAUGACUCAUAUCGUGAUAGAGCUUUAACUGACUUCAGCUUAAGAAAAUGGUACUGUCUUAGCUUACUAUCAAGCUUCAAUGUAUUUUUUAAGCUUUAAAGAGUCAACUGCAUUGCUUAAAAUUUGUAUAAAUUCUUUAUUUUCAAUGGAAAUCAAUUUUAUUUCUGUAUUUGUUUUAAAAAUUAUUUUCCUUCAAGUGCUAUGACUUUCAAAAGUGCCUUUAGAACUAAAUGUUUUCUUAUAGACCUACCAUUUAACAAAUAAAAAGUGUACAUGUAUAUAGAUGUGGAUUAAGGAAUAAAAAGGUAUUCAAAAUA